AUGGUGACCUGUCAAAAGUGGUUGGCGCUGCUGCUGAGCGUGCAGUUGCUAGUGGUGGGAAUUCUCGCAAUCCCAUCGGUGCCGAGCAAAGUGGAUCCUGCGCAACGUAAUGAUGAUGAUGGUUCGGUGACGCCGCUCGACUCCGACACCGGUGACGAUCGCGAGCUGAAGAGCGACGAUGACGGGUACGAUUUUCUCUCGAUCGAUCAGCUGUUCCUGAACAAUCCACAGUACCGGCAGCUGAUCAGCGAUCUUCAGGCGCACACCUUCGGUAGUAACUGGCGCCGGAAGCGAGAUGUGUCGGAGAAUGAGCUCCCUGAGGCGUUGCGCAGUGAGGAGGCGCAAAGUUCACCCCGGACCUCCACGGUAGCGUCGUCGACGACGACUUCCACCGUGACAUCGACCACGACGACAACAACGUUGGGCUCGAGUACGUCCACCGAAGCGCUCACGAGUGAAGUGGCGACCAACCGAGACAUCACUUCCGCGGCGCCUUCAUCCGAUCUGCCCCGUGCCGAGGCGUUGACCAGCACCCCGACAAAGUCUGAAGCCACCAAGCCUUCCACCACAAGCGCGGCUACCAGCAGCACAACGGCGUCGACUUCCACCCCCAUCCGUGGAUCGACCGUCUCGACGAGCGCCUCCUACGGGUCGUCCGGUUCGACGGAAGUCCCAACGGCACGGAACGCGACCCUCGAGAUGACGACGGCCGCCGCACCGAUUCGAGCGAGCACCCCUCGACGUCUGUCGCACAAAAACGGCUCCAACAAAAACAAGAACAAGCUAUCGGCGGCUGCUGCUGCUGCACAGGCCCAGGCGGCCAACAAGCCGACCACCAAUGCUGGCGUUGGACCGAGCACGAUCAACGUAAACAAGGUCAGUGUCAGCAGCAAUGCCGUCGCAAGCAGUAGCAACGGCAACGGCAACACCGGCGGCAGUGGCAUCAAUGGCCCUCAGCAGACUCCACCGGCGGUAUCGAUUCCGGCUCCAGAAAAUGGCACCGCCUCCGGACCGGCUGGGAACAACAAAGACAAGGACCGGGGCAAACCGGGCGUGUCCGUUGCCCCGCGAGCCGAUAAAUCUUCUCCCGGAUCCUCUAUCUAUGAGGCGAGCGUGCACCGAAAGGAACACAUCAAUCACCAUGAUCUAUCGGUCGGUUUGAUCGGCGGUCCGGGUCACUUGAACAAGUCCGAUUUCUUGUCCGAGCGCCGCUACUUCGCGAGACAAAAGAAAUCGCUCGAUCUUACGAUCAAUGGCCAGGUUGUCCAGGUUCGCGGUGAUAUAUCUUUCCCCUACCUCUUCCUCUACCCGCUUCCGAGGUGGAAAAGGUAA
Molecule: messenger RNA, 1332 nt
Organism: Anopheles coustani
Lineage: Eukaryota; Metazoa; Arthropoda; Insecta; Diptera; Culicidae
Gene: dsx-c73A
Exons: 3
Coding region: 1-1332 (443 amino acids)
Source: RefSeq, a predicted model, not a curated record